This is a messenger RNA of Meloidogyne enterolobii, 1739 nucleotides long. NCBI's taxonomy places the organism in Eukaryota, Metazoa, Nematoda, Chromadorea, Rhabditida, Meloidogynidae. The record is from the annotation of a GenBank genome assembly.
CCGCGCAGAACAAAAUCGGGAAACAAGGUCAGAAGAAAUCCGGUUGGGGUUAUUGUGUACCGCCGUUUAUGUACGGCCCCUUCAAAGUUUGGCACUUUUUGAACUUUUGAGUCCACUUUCUUUUCUUUUAAUUCUCCUCUUUUUAAAGACUCACGCCAUAUGUAAUUAGAAUUUUCUUUGUUUUUAAUUUCUUUCAAUUAAUUAAGCCGUAGAUAUAUGUAGACAUAAUAUGCCGCCAAAAAAUCAGCCUCCAAAAAAUAAAAAGGCGGAUGAGAAAAAGAAGCAAGAAGUAUUAAAGGAUCGUACAUUUGGAUUAAAGAAUAAAAAAUUGAGGGCACAAAUUGAAAAGAAUAUACUUGGUGGUUCUUCAACACAACAUCAACAAAAAAAGAAAAAUGAAGAUGAUGACUUAAAAGAUAUGAGCAAAAUUUUCAAGCCAGUCGCAAAAACUUCAACACAACAAAAUGUAAGCGCCGAUGUUGAUCCAAAAUCGGUUCUUUGUGUUUUCUUCAAGCAAGGAAUGUGCACUAAAGGAAAUAAAUGCAAAUUCAGUCACGAUUUGUCAAUUCAACAAAAAACUGCAAAAAAGAAUUUGUAUGUAGACAGUCGAUCAUUACCGAAUGAAGAGGAAACCAAUGAAAAUUGGGACGAGAAGACUCUUGAAGAUGUUGCUGAAAAGAAACAUGGGGAAAAGGACAGAAAAAGGCCAAACCAAACAGAUAUUGUGUGUAAAUAUUUUUUGGAAGCUGUGGAGAAUUCUAAAUAUGGAUGGUUUUGGGAAUGUCCUAAUGGUGAUGGAUGCAUGCCCUUCCAAAAGGUUAUGUACUCAAAAAAGAUAGGAAAAAGAUGGAAGAACAGACAAGACUUUCGAAAAUUUCCUUGGAGGAAUUCAUUGAAAAAGAGAGACAACAACAAUUGCAAAGUGAACGUGAAAAACUUGCGAGUUUCAAAAACUGGUCUUUCUGGCAAAGAUUUGUUUACAUUCAAUCCUGAUUUCAUUGCUGAAAUUGAAGAAAAUUUGGGCCGUGAGGAAAGUGUGGAAGAUGGAAGUGUUGCUCAAUAUGAACGUGAACCAAGCGAGGAUGGAGAGAUUGAUCAAAUUAAAGCGUUCGAAAUUGGUGAUAAUACUUUUCAAGCAGUGGAUGCUUUUGGACAUAUUAUUGAAAUGGAUGAUGAAAAAGAUGAAAGUGGACCUUCUAAAGUUAUUGUUUUUGACAAGGAACUAUUUAAUGAUGAACAAUUGCCGUGUAGUGAUUCUUCUGAUGAUGAGGAGGAAGAAAAUAAAAGGAAUGGGACAAAUAAAAAUGAUGAAGAACAAACUUUAAGUGAAAGGCUCAAUAAAAUUUAAAUUUUCUAUUUAUGUUUUUUGUGUUUAAAAAAUGUUGACCUUUUUGUCUUUUCUGUUAUGCAAUAGUUGCUAUCUAGCAAUAUAUUUAAUUAUUUUUUAUUUUGUUAUUUAUAAAUUACAACGUGGCUUUCAAAAAUGAAGUCCGCUUUGUUUUUAUAAUUUGUAAACAUUGUUCGGCGAAUUUUUAAGUUUGGGGUUUCCUUGGUGCCAAAAUGGACCGAUUCUGACCGACAGAUUAAGUUUGGCUUAGGAUAUUUGGUCCGUAAAAGACUCGUUCCGUUAAAAGCAAGCCCGGAAGAAUGCCUCGACUGACUGCCCGACUCGAAAAUGGCAACCAUACCCACAAUAAAAUGAACCAGUUUUUUCAUCACGUAUAAACAUCGAUUAGCAC